AAUUCCUGCCGCUCCUGCGCCUUUUCUUCGCCUCUUAGCCCGGGCUCUCAAGAAUUCUUCGGAGAACGGGGAGGGAGUACUCUUUGAUUCUCUCAUUGGAUUACCUUCAGCAGCAGGGUGAUCGGAUUGCCGCCGGAAUGCUGCUGGUGCCAGUCGCCCUAAUUUACCUGGGCUCCUUCGCCUUCCUGGGGGCGGACACUGCGCGGCUCGAUUUGGCUUCAGAGUUCAGAAAGAAAUGGAACAAAUGGGUUCUGAACAGGGGAAAGAGGGAAUUGCGAGUGCCGGGCAAUCCUCUCGCUAGCCUAGCCGAAGUGAAGACUGGUCCUAUCCAGACGUUUAUUCGGCCCCAGGAUGUGAAGGGUGCUUCCCGGAGUCCACAGCCCAGCAAUCCGGACGCAGCCCACAUACGCGUCAAGCGCUACCGCCAGAGCAUGAAUAGUUUCCCUCACUUCCAGAGCCUGCGCAUCGGCUGCCGUUUUGGGACGUGCACUCUGCAGAACCUGGCUCACCAGAUCUACCAGCUUACGGACAAAGAUAAGGACGGUUCGGCGCCCCCCAACAAAAUCAGCCCCCAGGGCUACGGGCGCCGGCGUAGGCGCUCGCUCACCAAGGGUAGCCCUGUCCGGACAAUCACCUCUUCUUCCUCCUCCUUCUCAGGACUGCUGCGGCAGCAGUAGCUGUAGCCGCGCUUCUGGCCGCUCGGCAAGCCAGCCAGCCUGCGUUGCGAGCCGAUUGCGCCCGGCGCUGCUUCGAGGGGCCGCCUUCCUCUGGACGUAGGGGGCGGUAGCCGCGGCAAAAGCACAGCCCUGCACCCAAUGGGCGCCGGCAGGCCGGCCUCCAAGCGUGUGAGGAGGAGGCCACUCCGGCGGGAUGAAGAACUCGAGCGCAGGAGGUGUAAGGUCCACAGAGGCGCUCCCUCCUUCUCCCCUACUUUCGCUGGGAAUGUCCUCUCCUAGUGGAAACCGACCGCGGUCGCAUUUUGCCCUCACGCCCUUUGCUUCUUCCGGACUCCAGCCCGCAUCCAAGCUGCGGGGACCCUGGCCGGGCCCGGGGUCCCCUGAAGAAUCACUCCGAAGAGGCCGGGGCUGUGAGAAAGAUGCCUGGGAUUAGCGCCGUGUGAAGAACGGAAGAUCUCGGGAACUUGGGCUUGCUGAAGCGGCCCGAGCGGAGAAUGUGCCGGCUUCUUCCCCCUGUCGGGCGGGGAAUCUCGUAACUACUUGAACUUUUCAUAACAGAGGAAAAGUGCAAUGGUGGCGUUUUAAACUGUGUUUUCAUAGAGAGGUAACUAUCUGCUAUUUAUCUUGCUGUCAAGUUUGGUGUUUUUGUUUUUUUGUAAAUCAGAGUUAUUUUUGUACGUUAUAUAUUGUAUAAGGGCAUUUUAAAGCAGUGUAUAUCUCCCUCCCCUUGUGUUAAUUUUAAUAUGAGAAUGUCACAGAUUGAUCUCAGACUGGUAUAACCCUCACAGUCAUAUUGGGGUGAAGUGGGUGUGUGAAAUGAGUGAGUGUGUUAAGAGAGAAAGCGUGAGUGGAUGACAUUCCUUUCUGGUGGAAAAUGAAAUUCCAUGUCUCUGUAUAUUAUAUUUUCUUAAAAGGGAUGAUGAUAUGGCGAAUAGCAAAACUAAUAAACAGUUACAAUAC
This is a messenger RNA of Gracilinanus agilis (Agile Gracile Mouse Opossum), 1637 nucleotides long. It is a transcript of the gene ADM, whose product is annotated as adrenomedullin. The transcript is spliced from 4 exons. Bases 138 to 677 code for a protein of 179 amino acids. The record is from RefSeq and is a predicted model, not a curated record. Gene Ontology annotation, cellular component: extracellular region. Gene Ontology annotation, molecular function: adrenomedullin receptor binding; hormone activity. Lineage: Eukaryota; Metazoa; Chordata; Mammalia; Didelphimorphia; Didelphidae. Gene Ontology annotation, biological process: adenylate cyclase-activating G protein-coupled receptor signaling pathway; positive regulation of heart rate; adrenomedullin receptor signaling pathway.